Messenger RNA from Zeugodacus cucurbitae (melon fly), 10302 nucleotides. RefSeq names its product papilin (gene Ppn). Lineage: Eukaryota; Metazoa; Arthropoda; Insecta; Diptera; Tephritidae. Gene Ontology annotation, biological process: extracellular matrix organization. Gene Ontology annotation, cellular component: extracellular matrix; extracellular region. The transcript is spliced from 21 exons. The coding region runs from base 391 to 9792 and encodes 3133 amino acids. The record is from RefSeq and is a predicted model, not a curated record. Gene Ontology annotation, molecular function: metalloendopeptidase activity; serine-type endopeptidase inhibitor activity.
AGUGUGAUCAGUUGCGUGUUGGCGUUCCUGUCCAACGGGUGUGCCUUCCUUAUUCGCUCGCGUUCGCGAACCGUUUGUGAAAAGCUGUGUCCUUGCCACAAAAAAGCAGGAUAUUUGGGAUUGGAUUGUGUUGUGAAACUGUUUGUGCCUAAAUACCGUUACAUAUAUACAUCAAAAUAUAAUUACUGUUACUCACAUGCAUACGCUUAAGGAUAUAAGUGCUAAUCAGCUAUAAUGUUAUCCUUUUGAAGAAGUGUGGUUAAAUAUUGGAUUUUUUGGUUUAUUUGAAAAUAAAAACACAUAUUUUGUAUGAAAAUAAAAAACCUCAAUUAAGUUACAAGCGUGGAAAAACGUUUAGGAGACUCAGCACUUUAAAAAAGAGCCGACAAAAUGGAUUUGUCGAGGCGGUUGCGUUCAACGGCCUUGAUAUUAUUCAUCGUACUCUACUGUGUUCAAUCAUCAUACUCCAGAUUCUAUGGAACGCGACAUAAAAGACAAUAUGGCGCUAAUAUGUACCUACCAGCGAGUUAUAUAGUGUCGGGCGGUGAGGGUGACGAUCCCGCCGAAUGGACUGACUGGAGUUCACCAUCAGAGUGUUCACGCACAUGCGGAGGCGGUGUGUCAUUUCAAACGCGCGAAUGCCGAAGAAUAGCACGCAACGGUGCACCGAUCUGCACGGGUGGCAAUCGCAAGUACUUCUCCUGCAACACACAAGAUUGCCCCGAAGAUGAGCCCGACUUUAGGUCACAGCAGUGUGCGCGCUUCAAUCGCGUACCUUUCGACGGCGUCACCUAUGACUGGGUGCCAUACACAAAUGCGCCCAAUCCGUGCGAGUUGAAUUGUAUGCCGGUGGGUGAACGGUUCUACUAUCGUCAGAAGGCGAAAGUCAUCGAUGGCACCAGGUGUAAUGACCGCGAUCUUGAUGUGUGUGUGGACGGUGUGUGCCAGCCGGUCGGUUGCGAUAUGAUGCUCGGCUCCGAUGCCAAGGAGGAUAAGUGCCGCAAAUGUGGUGGAGAUGGCAGCACGUGCCGCACUAUUUCGGACACCUUUACUGCCAAUAACUAUCCAGUCGGUUACAAUGAUAUCAUACUCAUUCCCAGUGGUGCCACGAAUAUACGUGUACAGGAGACGGCGCCCUCCAGCAAUUACUUAGCCUGCCGCAACGGAACUGGUCACUAUUAUUUGAACGGCAAUUUCCGCAUCGAUUUCCCACGUCCUAUGUUUUAUGCGGGUUGUUGGUGGAUCUACCAAAGAAAACCAGCUGGCUUUGCCGCACCCGAUCAGUUGACUUGCAGUGGACCCACAACGGAGGCCAUCACCAUUAUGAUGUUGGUGCAGGACAAAAAUUUGAGUCUAACUUAUGAGUACAGCAUACCGGAAUCGUUAAGUAAGUCAACACCGGUAGAGUACUCAUGGACACAUACGGAAUUUGAGCCGUGUAGCGCGCCAUGUGGUGGUGGUACCCAAACGCGUAACGUAAUCUGCACAAAUCGCAUGACUCUCGAAGAAGUCGAUCCCAAUUUGUGUGAUGCCAACGCUAAGCUACCCGAAGAGCAGACAUGUAAUGAAGAACCGUGUGCGCCCAGUUGGAUCGAGGGUGAGUGGGGUAAAUGUUCGAAAGGCUGCGGAGCUGAUGGCGUGCAAAAUAGAACUGUCACCUGUGAGCGCAUUUCGCCGAAUGGAACACAUACCAACGAGGAAGACGCUGUGUGUUUGGAGAAUGUUGGCAAUAAGCCAGCCACACAGCAAGAGUGUAAUCGAGAUGUGAAAAAUUGCCCGAAAUAUCACUUGGGUCCUUGGGCUCCAUGCGACAAAUUAUGUGGAGAAGGCAAACAGAAACGAAAGGUGACGUGUUAUAUUGAGGAGAAUGGACGUAAGCGUGUACUUCCUGAAGAAGAAUGCGUAGAGGAGAAGCCUUCAACGGAAAAAGAGUGUAUGUUGACUCCUUGUGAGGGUGUGGAUUGGAUUAUAUCCGAAUGGAGUGGGUGUGAUGAAUGUGGACAAAAGACCGAAACACGCACCGCUAUUUGUGCUUCGAAAUCUGGUAAGAUAUAUCCAGAAGAAUUCUGUGCACCCGAAGUACCAGCACUUUCACGCCCAUGCACAUCGUCUAAGUGUGCACCGAAAUGGUUCACCUCGGAGUGGAGUAAAUGCUCUGCGGCAUGUGGGAAGGGUGUUCAAUCCCGCAUAGUGAUGUGCGGAGAAUUCGAUGGUAAAAGUAUUAAGCCAGCCGAAGAGUCGAAAUGUGAUGCUUCUGCGAAACCGGAGUCGGAGCAAGAAUGUGAAGGAGAAGAAAAAGAAUGUCCUGGUCAAUGGUUUACUGGACCUUGGGCGCCUUGUAGUAAGCCAUGUGGUGGUGGAGAACGUACAAGAGAAGUUUUCUGUUUAUCUAAUGGCACGAAGUCGCUCAACUGUGAUGAAUCGAAAAUUGAGUCUCUUUCUGAAAAAUGCAAUACACAAGCGUGCACGAAGGAUGAACUUAUUCCAGUUGAUAGCGCUAAAUCACCGAUUACUGAAGACGCAGAAGAAGAUGAUUGUGAAGAAGAUGAAGAGGAUGAGCUCGUUUCUAAGGAGGAUCUGAAAUUAGCAGAGGGCAUUGAAUUGGACAAAGAAACAGUUGCACCAUUAUCCCUUUUGACUGAUGAACUAAUGUUCAGUGAUUCGCCAUAUACCGAGGAAACAAGCGAUAUUGCUUCAACAGACAUUCCAUUUACUACAGUAGAGGGUUCCGGUGAGAAAACGGAUAUUAUAGAGGAUACUACGCUUGUUAGCGAGGGCAGUGGAGAUGAAUUUAUUAGUACGGUUGGAGUCUCAGAUAUUACUGAAUCUGUCGACACCACCGAAUCUGAAACCGAAUCUUCUCUUUCCACUGAGUCGUCCAUCUCCACUGAAUCUACAAAACCUUCAGAUGCAACGGAUACAACUGCGGGAACAUCAGUCGACACCACUGGGUCUUCUUCAUCUUCCGAAAUCUCUGUAUCUACUGAAUCUACGAAAUCCUCAGAGACAACUGAGGGAGCAACGGUCGACAUCACUGCGUCUACUUCAUUUUCCGAAACAACAGAUGUGUCUAAAUCGACGAAAUCCGCAGAGACAACUGUGGGAGCAUCCUCUUCGUCUUCCGGAACCACAUCUGUAUCUGAAUCAUCCGUAUCUACUGAAUCAUCAGUUUCACCUUCAACUUCUGAAUCAGCAUCCACCGAUGCUUCACUGUCUACAGAGACAACUGAAACUGGUUCUACGGAUAGUUCUGAAACGACUGAAGAGUCUGACUCUACUGAAUCCUCAGCAUCACCUGAGUCAACCCAAUCAACAGCUUCGGAAGCCACUGAUCAAACUACUUCAAGUGGAUCUACAGAUGUUACAGGAUCUUCUGCGUCAAGUGAUUCCACUGUUUCUGCGGAAACAACUGAGACUUCUGGUUCUACUGAGUCGACAUCUGGUACUUCAGACAAAUCUUCAAUUUCAACGAGUGAUGCCACAGAAUCUUCAUUAUCUACAGAAUCUUACACAACGGACUCAACCGAAUCAACAGAAUCUACUGAUUCCACAUCUACUGAUACAACCGAAUCAACAGUUUCAUCGUCCACUGAGUCAACUGAAUCAACCUCUGAAAUUUCUACUGAAUCCUCAUUAUCUACCGAGUCUUACACGACAGAUUCUACACAAUCAACAGCGUCUUCAAGUGACUCUUCAAAAUCGACUGUUUCAGUUGAUAUUACUACUGGAUCCCCAUUAUCGACAGAAUCAACUGGAAGCUCUUCCGAUUCCACUAGUACUACUGGUGUUGUUUCUAGUGAUUCCACGGUUACUGGAGCCAGUGUCUCAACUGAGACCUCAGUGUCUGCUGAAACUUCAACAGGUUCUUCACUCACUACAGACUCAACGAGAGGUUCAUCGGAUAGCACCGAUACUACUGAAAUAGAUAAAACGGAUUCCACCGUAACAGCUUCAGAAGUUACAACUGAAUCCUCUGAAACUUCUAUUAGCUCCGAAGAUACCACAUCAUCAGAUUCUUCGGAUACAACAGAAAUAUCAGACACAACUACUGAUUCGGGCAUAUCGGAGACUACAGCUGACAGCAGUGUCUCCACGAGCGCUGAUGAUUCCUCCUCUACUGCUGACAGCAGCGUCUCAACAGGCAGUACCGAAAAGGGAAGUACUGAAAGUGAAACUACCGAUAUUUCGGGAUCUACAGAUAUUUCAGAAUCAACGGUAUCAGGUUCGACAGAAGAGAGCACCACUGGUGGAUCAACCGAAUCCACCACUGAAGGUGUAUCAGUGGAGUCAACUUCAGACAUUAGUACUACUGCAGGAUCCACUUCAAGUACAGAAGCGGGUAAAAGCACGGAAUCCUCUUCUACUCUUGGGGUAUCAGAGACAACCGAAAGUGUAUCAACGCAAAGUGCAGAAACCACAGAAAGUGGACCAGCUGAAAGCACUGAGACAACAGAAAGUGGAGCUACUGAUUCCACCUUUGAGAGCUCUACGGUUGACAUUUGGUCUACGACAGAAGAAGAUGAAGAGAGCACACCUAAUACAUUCGAAGCACUUGUCACAAAAGCUCCCAAGCAGAAGAAAUGCAAAGCCAAGAAGGAUUGUAAAAAAGCAACUUAUGGAUGCUGCCCUGAUAAAAAGACGCCUGCCAAGGGACCAUUUGAUGAGGGUUGCGCGAUUGUUAAAACGUGCGCGGAGACUAAAUUUGGCUGCUGUUCAGACGGUGUCUCACCUGCUGAAGGUGAACACAACGAGGGCUGUCCUCAAUCACAGUGUGCAGAAACGCUAUUUGGAUGUUGUCCUGACAAUUUCACACCUGCAGAGGGAGAGGAUUCUGAAGGAUGUCCUGAAACUACAACGGCACCACCAACGACUACCGUUGAAUUGGUUACAGAAGGAUCAGGAGAAACAACCGACACACCAGAGAGCACAAUAUCGACAGAAAGCACUGAAACACCGGAAACCACUGAAACACCAGAAAGUACCGAAACACCAGAAUGCACAGAAACUCCUGAAAGCACGGAAACUCCGGAAAGCACAACUGAAAGUAAUGUGGUUAAAUCGUGUGCCUUCGGUGAAUUUGGUUGCUGUCCUGAUGGCACUACCGAAGCUAAAGGUAAAAACUUUGAGGGAUGCGAAUCAGCAGCACCAGAUGCUGUCAGAUUAUGUGGAGAGUCAGAAUAUGGCUGUUGCCCUGAUGGUAUCAUUUUUGCCACUGGCCCUGAUUACGGCGGCUGUGCGCCUUGCACACGCGAACCAUACGGUUGCUGCCCCGACAACCAGACACCUGCACAUGGACCACUUGGUGAAGGUUGCUGUCUCAAUACGGACUACGGUUGUUGUCCAGAUAAUAUUAACGCCGCACGCGGACCUAACUUUGAGGACUGCGAUUGCAAGUAUACACCAUAUGGUUGUUGUGAUGAUCAAACAACAGCGGCACGUGGACCAAAUAAAGAAGGUUGUGCUUGCGAAAAUUCAACAUAUGGUUGUUGCCCAGAUAAGCUUACACCGGCUAAUGGACCUAAAUUUGAGGGAUGCGCUUGCCACACACUACAAUUCGGUUGUUGUCCCGAUGGUAUUACAAUUGCACAAGGACCACAUCACUACGGCUGCGCCUGUGUACAAACUGAGUUCAAAUGCUGUCCCGAUGGAGUUACACCAGCCAAGGGGCCAGACGGUGAGGGUUGUACUUGCCUGGAGAGCAAAUAUGGCUGUUGCCCAGAUGGUGUCACAGCGGCGGAAGAUGACAAAUUCAAAGGUUGCGCCUCAGUUCAAGAACCACCACAAAAGGCAUGCGGUCUAUCGAAGGCAACCGGUCCAUGCGGUAACUUCAGCAUUAAAUACUUCUUCGACACAUCGUAUGGCGCAUGCGCACGCUUCUGGUAUGGCGGUUGUGAGGGUAACGAUAACAGAUUCGAAACCGAAGCGGACUGUAAGUCUACGUGUCAAGAGUAUGUCGGCAAAGAAGCUUGCUUCUUGCCAAAGAGUUCCGGACCCUGCACUGGCUACAAUAAGAAAUGGUAUUUCGACACCGAGCGCAAUCGUUGUGAAGAAUUCAACUAUGGUGGCUGUUAUGGCACCUCAAAUCGAUUCGACAGUUUGGCCGAAUGUCAAGCACUCUGCGCCAUUGAUGAGACGACGCCGCCUUGCGAACAACCCGUGGAGGCUGGACCCUGUGAGGGCAACUUUGAACGCUGGUUCUACGACAAUCAGACGGACGUGUGCCGUCCAUUCACCUAUGGCGGCUGCAAGGGCAACAAGAACAACUACCCAACCGAGCACGCGUGCAACUACCACUGCCGUCAACCAGGCGUGCACAAAGACUAUUGCUCGCUUCCUAAGCAAACCGGUGAUUGCAGUGAACAACACGCGCGUUGGCAUUAUUCGGAUGUGGACAAGAAGUGCAUGCCCUUCUACUACACAGGCUGUGGCGGCAACAAAAACAAUUUCCCCACACAGGAAUCCUGCGAGGAUCAUUGUCCCAAGGAAGUUGUCAAGGAUGUUUGCGAAAUACCGGCCGAGGUUGGCGCCUGUACCGAUUACACUUCCAUGUGGUAUUACGACACCAAAGAGGAGCGCUGUCGCCAGUUCUACUAUGGCGGAUGCGGUGGCAAUGACAACAAAUUCGCCACAGAAGAAGCUUGUUUGCAACGCUGCGAAAAGAAACCGGAACCAGAACCAGAACCUGAACCCGCACCACAGCCAGAGCCAGCACCAGCGCCACAAACCGCACCAGCAGCCAGCACGAGAGAAUCUUGCCAGCUCGACAGAGAUCAGGGUGAUUGCAGAGCUUUCGUAUUACAAUGGUACUACGAUAGAGAGGCACAGGAAUGCCGUAACUUCUACUAUGGCGGCUGUGGCGGCAAUGCGAAUCGUUUUAAUACGAAGGACGAGUGUAAUCAAUUGUGUGGUACUGAGCCACCUGCUGCCGCUCCUGCAGCGGUUGUGCCACCAGUUGAAAGCACAGAUGUAUGUAAUUUGAAUACCGAUCAAGGAGAUUGUGACUCCUAUGCGAUUAAGUGGACUUAUGACAACGUUGAGGCACGUUGUAAACAAUUCUAUUAUGGCGGCUGUGGCGGCAAUGAAAAUCGUUUCGAAACCGAAGAGGCGUGCAAUGAUCGUUGUGUAACGCCGUUAAUUGAUGUUGGUCUACGUUUUGGAGAAGAUGCACCAGCACCCGCACCAGCGCCUGCGCCUGCGCCUGUACCAGCACCCGUACCGGAAAGUACUGAUGACAAUGGUUGUACAUUGUCACCAAGUUAUGGUAGUUGCGCAGAGACCAAUGAGACACGUUGGUAUUACAAUCAUGCCGAUGGUCUGUGUGAUGAGUUCUUGUAUGGUGGUUGUGGUGGAAAUGAGAAUAACUUUAAUACCGAAGACGAGUGCCAGGAGCGAUGCUUCGACGUGUAUCCCACAUGUUCAUUGCCACCAUUGCCUGGUAGAUGUACGGAGCGGCUUAUUCGUUGGUAUUAUGACGAACGCAAUAAGCGUUGCCACGAAUUUGAGUUCACCGGUUGUCGCGGCAAUCGCAACAACUUCCUUACGGAGCGUGAGUGUCUGGUAUGGUGUGGUAAUGAGGUGCCGCAACAACCGGAACCAACAGCGCCCGAGGCUUACUCAGUGUGCGAUCAACCCGUGGAGGCUGGUGAUUGUGACAACGGCACUGUCGCUUGGUUCUACAAUAGUGACAACAUGGAAUGUACGGCCUUCACCUACUCUGGUUGUGGCGGUAAUGGCAAUCGUUUCGAGUCGAAGGAGCAGUGUAAUCGUCAAUGUGGCGAAUUCAAGGGAGUCGAUGUGUGCAAUGAGCCAGUCGAUGCUGGUCCAUGCUAUCAGUGGGAGGCACGCUUCUAUUAUAAUAAGGCGACACGUACUUGCGAACCCUUCAGCUAUGGCGGUUGCGAGGGUACUGGCAAUCGGUUCACUCAACGCUCCGAGUGCGAAUCGGUUUGCAUUUUAGGUCAAGAGCCGAAGACAUUAGCGCCCAAAGAUAUUUGCAAGCUGCCAGCACAAAUCGGAAGAUGUAAUGACACAACAGCGCAAGUGCGCCGUUACUACUAUGAUGACGAGCGCGGCAACUGCAUGCCUUUCAUUUAUUCUGGUUGCGCUGGCAAUCAAAAUAAUUUCCGCUCAUACGAAGCUUGCUAUGACUACUGUUCAACAACCGAAAUUCCAGCACCGGACGCGCAAGAAAACGAAGUGUUACCCAACGAAUGUGAGACAUUUGAGAACGAGUGUCGCGCGCAGCGUUGUCCCUUCGGCAUUCGUCGCGUACCUGUUGAAAAUAGCGAUUGCACACGUUGCAUUUGCGAGAAUCCUUGUGAGAAUUACAGUUGUGCCGAGGGUCAACAAUGCGCGGUCGAUGUGUCGAAUGAUGCUUCCAGACAAUUUGCGCCAGUCUGUCGUGAGACUAACAAGCCAGGUGAGUGUCCACGUCUCAGCCAACCGGAGGGCGACAAUUGCAGUCGUGAGUGCUAUACUGAUGCCGACUGUCGCGAAGACAACAAGUGCUGUAGUAAUGGCUGCGGUUUUGUAUGUGUUCGUCCGACGCAGCCUACGUCACGUCCACGUCCGCCGGUUACAGCCGCUCCGGCUGUCAUCUAUCCGGGUGAGUCACCGGUGGUGCUGGAGCCCAAGAAACCGCAAGAGGUCGAUGUGCAAGCGGCUGAAGGUGGAGUCGCUGUAUUGCGUUGUUUCGCUACUGGCAGUCCGCCACCGAAUAUUACUUGGUCACGCCGUAAUGUGUUGAUUGACUCCAACCACGGACGUUAUCUGUUGACCGCUACCGGAGAUCUGACAAUUGUACAAGUGCAUCAGACUGACAGUGGCUCGUAUGUUUGUGUCGCCUCUAACGGACUGGGCGAUCCAGUGAGUCGUGAGGUGCAAUUGGCUGUAACAGAGCCACAAGACGUGCCCGCCUAUAUCUUUGGCGAAAAGAACGCAACACAAAUUGUGAGCUUAAAUCGACCGGCGCAGGUGCGUUGUCCAGCCGGUGGUUAUCCAGCGCCGCACGUAAGCUGGUGGCGUGAACGUAGACGGUUGGGCUUGCUAAGCGAUCGUUUCGAAUUGACACGCGAUUAUUCGUUGAUGUUCCGCUCCAUACAGUUAACCGAUCUGGGUCCGUACACUUGCGAAGCGUGGAACGGUUUCGGACGUCCAACCUCAAUGAAAGUUGUGCUCAAAGCUGUGGGACCGGCGCGUGCCGUCACCAAUGCUGAAGCACCAUAUCUACAAUAUAUAAUCGAUCCCGCGCGUGCGCCGACCACUAAACGUCCGUCAUAUCCAUAUCGACCACAGCGUCCCGCACAACCGCCGCCACCAGUUUAUAUCGAACCACCGCGCCGACCACAACUGAUAAGCGCACAGGCUGUUCUCACACUGGAUGCUAGAAACACCUACACGCCAGGCGCCUCGAUCGCAAUGAAGUGCGCGGUACAAGGCAUACCAGCGCCGAGUGUGACUUGGACGAAGGACUCGAUACCAUUGUUGGCGAAUGAGCGCAUACAAAUCACAUCUGAGCCACACACUUUGGUGGUACACAAUGCCACGUCCGAGGAUACCGGCAUGUAUGGUUGUACGGCACGCAAUUCCAACAGCUACAACACGAGCGAAGAGAAAGUUAUCAUUGAGUCUACAAUACCGAUACAUCCCGAUUGUAUUGAUAAUCCAUAUUUCGCCAACUGUAAAUUGAUCGUUAACGGUCAUUACUGUCGUCAUCAGUACUACGCGCAGUUCUGUUGUCGUUCCUGUACGCUCGCUGGCCAAAUCGCGUACUCGCAUCCAAAUGCUUUAUAGACGAUUUGUUGCUGAGGCGUUUUAAUAAGCGCGCCAUCUAUGAAAGCUGCCGUUUUUUGAUACAGUGCGUAAGCUCAAAGCAAAAAUAAAUAAGAAAUAAAAAUUCCAAAAACCAAAAAAAAAAUUAUAUAAGUAAUAAUGAAAAUAACAGUACUAUUAUUGUAUAAUCGACGCACGAAUUUAGUAAUUAGUAUUUGCUGAUGUAAAAUAAAUUUAAAAAUAAAAAUAAAAAAUAUAUAUAAAUUACACGCCACACUCUCCAAACACAUACAUAAGUAAAUACACACACACACGCUCUUAUAAAACUCUACAAAAAAAGCUAACUCAGCUCGGCUCAGACGAGCUGCAGGUACUCAGCUACUCUACACUCUCUACACGCUCCACUCAGCAACUGCAAGCUAACAGUGCAUAAAACUCAAAUAUUUCUUUCUUUAAAAAGCAUGCACACAUACAUACACAUCUACAUGCACACACAAACAACAACAAGAUAACAAUAUGAAUAUUACAUAU